Puccinia graminis f. sp. tritici CRL 75-36-700-3 is the source of this 1893-nucleotide messenger RNA. RefSeq lists its product as uncharacterized. The record is from RefSeq and is a predicted model, not a curated record. Gene Ontology annotation, biological process: aromatic amino acid biosynthetic process. NCBI's taxonomy places the organism in Eukaryota, Fungi, Basidiomycota, Pucciniomycetes, Pucciniales, Pucciniaceae. Gene Ontology annotation, molecular function: 3-deoxy-7-phosphoheptulonate synthase activity. The coding region runs from base 118 to 1683 and encodes 521 amino acids. The transcript has 7 exons.
CGCCCGCCGACUUUGUCUCCCGGAGUCCCGUGUACCACCCGAGACAGCCGAGGGCGAUCCUAUGAAUCCUCGGUGGCGGUGCGGUUGACGUUUUCAAGAAACCGACCAACACCCAGCAUGGACCCUCCUGCCCAACCCUGGUCGAUCGAUUCUUGGAGACAAAAGCCGAUCGCACAAGCCAUCACUUAUCCACCAGAGACUUUGCCGAAACUCGAGAAUGUGAAAGCAAAGCUAAAACAGCUCCCAGGUCUGGUCACACCACACGAGAUCAUCAAAUUAAAGGAACGACUGAAACUGGUGGCGCGGGGCGAAGCAUUUCUUUUACACGGUGGCGAUUGUGCGGAACUGUUCGAGUACUGUAACCAUGAACAUAUCUCGGCCCGAGUCAAAUUACUCUUAAUGAUGUCCUUGAUCAUCAUCUGGGGGGCAAGGAUACCGGUGGUCAGGGUGGGCCGAAUAGCCGGCCAGUUCGCCAAGCCUCGCAGUCAACCCACCGAAACGAUCGAUGGUAAGGAAUACCCUAGUUUCCGGGGAGAUAUUGUCAACGGUUAUUCAUUGGCCGAACGUACGCCGGACCCUGAACGUCUUCUCUCAGCCUACUUUCACUCCUCAGCAAUCAUCAACCACAUCCGAGGAUUAUUAGCAUCCGGCCUGGCCAAUCUUCAACAACCUUCAGCCUGGUCAUUCGCACACGUUAGGUCGCCGAGCUUGCAGGCGAAAUUCCAAGACAUCGUUGAGCGUUUGGAGGACUCAUUGGAUUUCAUGAGGACGAUUGGGGCCAAUGCACAGUCUGAAGGCACCUUGGGCAUCUUGGACACCGUCGAGAUCUGGACUAGUCAUGAGGCUCUUUUGUUGGAGUACGAGGAAGCCUUGACACGAACAGUCCAGCCUGCGAGAUCAGUCCGAGCCCGAAAGAUCAGCUCGAUGGCGGCGGGAUCUGCGCCCUCGAUCAAAGAGACCGCCGCCCCUCAAUCGACGGCCCCGUCUAGUAAGAAUCCAAACUCGUCCCAUGAAUCUCAUUCGCCCAGCUACGAUCUUUCGGCACACUUAGUAUGGGUUGGUGAACGGACGAGACAGUUGGACCAUGCUCAUUUGGAAUUUUUACGCGGGAUUGCGAACCCAGUUGGUGUCAAACUAGGGCCCAAGACAACCCCAGAAGAGUUGAUCGGGAUCCUCGACAUCCUUAAUCCGAGUUAUGAGGAAGGAAAAAUCUUAUUGAUCUGUCGGUUCGGGGCAAAUCAUGUCGAGCGAUGCUUACCUGCCUGCAUCAAGGCUGUUCAAAACUCCAAGCAUCAUUCUUCAAUCUUUUGUUGCGAUCCGAUGCAUGGCAAUACCAAAACUGCAGAAGGCGUGUCAGGUAUCAAGACUCGGUACCUGAGUGAUGUGGUUACUGAACUAUCGAAAUCGAUUCAGAUUCAUGCCGAGAAUGGUUCAAGGUUAAGCGGCGUUCACUUGGAAAUGACGGGUGAACUGGAUGAAGAAGGAUACUCGGUUACCGAAUGCUUGGGUGGAAGCAUGAACCUACAAACGCAACACUUAUCACUGAAUUACCAGACUCAUUGCGAUCCUCGACUGAAUUAUGAGCAAUCCUUGGAUAUUGCCUUCCUGAUUGCUAAUCAAUUCCAAGGAUUGAGGGAUAAUCCUAUUAUCAAGCAAGAAUCAAUUCUACCUGAUUUGAAUUAGUAUAGACCUAAUCCACGUGGAAAAAGCUAUUUUUUUUCUGAAUAAGAAUGAAGUUCCUCGUCAUUUGAGGCUUUUUUAUAGGAACAGAUAAUGGCAAAGGUGAUAGUGCAGUCAAUUCUGUCUUCAAGCACAGAAAACUUGUGACUCCUUGAAUGUUAGAAUGAUAUCACUCCUAGUCAUUAUGAUUAUCUAAUGUAUUCUAUGGGCUUC